Molecule: messenger RNA, 348 nt
Organism: Protopolystoma xenopodis
Lineage: Eukaryota; Metazoa; Platyhelminthes; Monogenea; Polystomatidea; Polystomatidae
Source: the annotation of a GenBank genome assembly
AUGGAAGGAGAUUUCCGUUUAAUUGAUUUUGCAUUGGCAGAAAAGCCUGGGCUUGCUGGGCCGAGCGUCGGAGAUAUCGCAUGUGAAGGUUCUGGCUGGAGGCGAACGAGAUUACAGGAGGGGGGUUUCAAGAGGGGAUUAACCAAACAACGUCCGUUGUCAGGCGACAGACGCAGAAGAAAAGAGAUGGAGGAAAAUGGAAAUAAGGAAGAGGCUGCCGAUGCUGCGGCUGCUGAUGAUGAUGAGGAUGGAGAUUGGAAUGGGAAUGAGGCUGAGAACUACGUGAUGGAAAAAUAUGAGUUAAAAUUUGAGGUUGAGGAUGAUGACAGUCUGGAGGCGGCAGGGUAG